AAUGGUCAUCUCCGCAGUCAUCCUUCAAAUAUGCCUUCUGUUGGGUCCUGUUCUAUCUUCAGAUUCAUUGACCCCCUCACCUGCAACCUCUCUGGACAAUUAUUCCUGUGGAGGCGUCCUGACCCAAUCUUCAGGGAAAAUUUCCAGCCCAUUUUACCCUAGGAACUAUCCAAACAAUGCCAAUUGUGUGUGGGACAUUGAAGUUCAAAAAAACUACCGUGUGAUUUUGGUCUUCAAAGAUGUCCAGCUUGAAGGUGGCUGUAACUACGAUUAUAUCGAAGUGUUCGACGGCCCCUACAACAGAUCCCGUCUGUUCAGUCGAAUCUGUGAUGGGUCAAGUGGCUUCUUCACCUCGUCAUCCAACUCCAUGUCCAUUCGCUUCGUCAGCGAUAGUGACAUGGCGAAGAGAGGGUUCGAGGCUGAAUACUACUCUAGCCUUUACGCUGGGAUGACAAAGCUACUUUGCCGGCAGGAUCACAUGGAAGCCAGCGUGAGCACGGGCUACCUCCAAACCCUGGGCCACACUGCCAGGGACCUUUUCAUUCCCAACUUGAACGGGAGUUACGGGUGCCAGCCCCAGAUCACAUUAAGCCACGUGACCUUCAUAAUUCCUUAUUCCGGCUGUGGCACCAUCGAGCAGGUGGAUAAUGACACCAUCACCUAUUCCAACCGCCUCAGGUCAGUUAUUUCAAGUGGCAUCAUCAAGAGGAAGAAGGACAUCAACAUUCGUGUCAGCUGCAAAAUGCUCCAGAACACCUGGGUUAACAUGAUGUACAUUGCUAAUGACACCCUCGAGGUCAAGAACAUACAACAGGGCAAAUUUAAUGUGUCCUUUUCCUUUUAUACAUCCUCUUCAUUCGUGAAUCGUGUGACCAGCAGCCCAUACUACGUGGACCUGAACCAGGAUUUGUACCUUCAAGCUGAAAUCCUCCAUCCUAACACCUCCCUGGCCUUAUUUGUGGACACAUGUGUGGCUUCACCGAAUUCCAGUGACUUUACAUCUUUGAAUUAUGAGAUCAUCCGUGGAGGGUGUGUGAAGGACGAAACCUACCAGUCCUACGACCAGCCCUUGCCCCACAUUGUCCGCUUCAAGUUCAGUUCCUUCCGCUUCGUGAGACGCUUCCCCUCCGUGUACCUGAAGUGCAAGAUGAUCGUGUGCAGUGCGAACGAUGCCUCCUCCCGCUGCCGCAAGGGCUGCGUCGUGAGGGCCAAGAGGGAUGUGGGCUCCUACGAGGAGAAGGUGAACGUUGUCCUGGGACCCUUCCAGCUGAAGGCCUCACACGACUGGCCGGUGGUUGACGUGGAGGAAGAGGCCAGUGCCCCCGGGAGCUACCAUAUUACUACCAUCCUCUCUGGGGUCUUCCUGGUCGUGGCCUUGGCCUUAGCAGCCUUCACACUGUGGAGACGCACCCCUGCUGCCCAUGGCCAGCCUCCGAGCUCUAGGAUGUGAAGCAGCAGAACACAUGCGGUGCUCAGACACAGGCCUCCUGCUCUGGAGCCCAAGUGAGGAAGUAACCAGUGUCCACGGCGUGGCGCCCAGGGCACCCAACUUGAUUUAAGUCUGGCCCAGGUGCACGGUGGGGGGUGGGUGGAGGUGGGGGUGAGAAAGAUGGGAGCAGCCUUCCCCAGAAACACAGGCUGGGCACUGGGACAAAAUGUCAGGCUCCAGGUGCCAGAACCUAAAAUCCCGCGUGCAGCUGAGAGCCACACACGGGGAGCAGCAGCGCUUGUUCCAGCUGGAGUUUCUUUUCUGACCUUUUAUGAACCAGCUUCUUUGGCCUGUAGUGUAUAUCUUAGCCCUUGCUUAUUAUAGACAAGCUGAAUAAAGAACUUUUU
This is a messenger RNA of Hippopotamus amphibius kiboko, 1836 nucleotides long. RefSeq names its product deleted in malignant brain tumors 1 protein-like. The record is from RefSeq and is a predicted model, not a curated record. The transcript is spliced from 8 exons. Gene Ontology annotation, cellular component: cell surface. NCBI's taxonomy places the organism in Eukaryota, Metazoa, Chordata, Mammalia, Artiodactyla, Hippopotamidae. Bases 2 to 1450 code for a protein of 482 amino acids.